GUGUACAUUUGUAUAACUUUAUAUAGCAACUGUGAAAAUUGCAUUUCACAAUAACAAAUAAUGCGUUCUGCUUUACAUUUAACUUACUUGAUCGUUUUUGCUUGUGCAAAAGAAUAUCUUAAUCAAACUGAAGUUAGUUGGGAAGCAGCUAAAAGAAGUUGUUCAGUUCCACAGCUCAGAAUGGUAUUUAAAAGCAAUGAUUAUGAAGAAGAUAAUGGAUUUUAUGCUUGGACUUCAGCACAACAGUUGUUUUCAGACUGGGCUUUCUUUUACGGCUGUAUUGACAUUCACAUACCAAAAGAAGACGAACAUCGAUUGUCCACAUACUUUUCAAAUAGCGAAGGAAUUUUUAUUUCAGCUAAAAAUGAUAUAUUUAAAUGUGCGAUUUAUUGUACAAACAUGAAUUAUUUUGUUUACUAUAUAACGACCUGUUUAUGUAUUACAAGCAUUGGAAUGUAUCCAGUUACUGAUACCACUGUCUGUAUAUCGCCGUGUCGCACGGACUCGGUUUUCUGUUCAUCAGGAUUUGGAGUUCCGUUGUUUAAAUAUAAGCCAGAGGUAAAAGUUUCAAGACGAAGCAUGUUUUAUUACUCAUACCAUUGUGUUGCUACAAAAAAUGGCUACAACUACGAUGAUAACUGCUACACUGAAUUUCGUGGCUUCAACUGUGAUGGAAUAGAAAAUAUUGGUCUGCAUACAAAUUGGAUUAAUGCUGUCAAUAACUGUACAAAUUGGAAAACAACGCUGCCAAAUGCAGUCAGAAACUCAUCAGCCGGUCACUGGCUACGAUAUUUCAGAUAUCAAAUAUUACAUCCAGCUACAAAUAAGGAAAGACGGAAAUGUAUUGCAGUUUUCGUAAAGAAUAACCAGGAGUUUAACAGUGACUAUAUACAAUGGAGCCAUUACCAAGAAAAGAAUUGUUCAGAAUUGCUCCCAUUUAUUUGUUUCGGUUGUCACAAAACUGCAGCAGUUGCUUUAGUUCCAAACUCAACGGUAAAAGAAAAUUCAACCUCACAGUUUUCAUCAGGAUUUAAAGAAACUAACAAAAAUGAUGAAAUGGUUAUAGUCAAAAUUAUACUACUGACGUCCUCCAUAGGGAUUGUUUUUCUUACUAUAAUAAGAUUAUGCUAUCAGAAGAUCAGAAAUUAUAAAUACCGAUAAACUCUUGACAGUUAAAAAAAUUAUCUCCAGUUAUAAUUAUAGGAGAUAGCAAGAUUCUAGAAAAUAGUUGUUGAAAGAUGUUUCUUAUUUUUAUCAUAAGGUGAUUGUUAAACAUUCGCAAAACUUUGUGUGAUAUGCAUAGUGUAUCUCUGUAUGUUGAAUUAUUGAAAAUGACAACAAGAAUGAUAUUAUGUUCCUUAGUUUGAUACUAGUCAAUAUUUUUUUUGAAAUAAACGAACACCAGUGUAUACAAAAAGCGAAUCCAGAUAGUUCAUUUUCGCUGUCAUACGCGAGUAUUAUUAUUGUAAAAAUAAAAGAUGAUAGGGCAAACUGUG
Molecule: messenger RNA, 1496 nt
Organism: Mytilus californianus (California mussel)
Lineage: Eukaryota; Metazoa; Mollusca; Bivalvia; Mytilida; Mytilidae
Exons: 10
Coding region: 61-1161 (366 amino acids)
Source: RefSeq, a predicted model, not a curated record